GUGUACCACAGCAGUCUCAGCCCCCAUCAUUCCCCCCUCCCCCACCUAACAUAGUCCAUGACUACAACCACGGCAGAAACAUUCCUGACUUUAGUAAACCACCGCCAGGUUUUCCACCACCGGGUGCCAUAAUUCCACCACACGGAGGACCCGUAGGACCUGCACCAGCACCAUUACCAGUUAUACCAGUACCAGUACCAGUUGCUGCUCCACCCCCUCCACAGCCUAUUCAGUUGGAUCCUAAUGACCCGUCCUUAUUACCCAAAAUGCCUUAUUUUGAUUUACCUGCUGGAUUGAUGGCUCCACUAGUUAAGUUGGAGGACACAGACUAUGAAGCACUUGAUCCAGACGAUAUCAGACUACCACCCCCUCAACCACCAACUGAAAGAUUGCUAGCAGCUGUAGAAGCCUUCUAUGCUCCACCCUCUCAUGAUAGACCCAGAAAUGGUGAUGGUUGGGAACACAAUGGUCUGUAUGAGUUCUUCAGGGCAAAACAAAAGUACGCCAACUUGAGGAAAGAACGAAAAGAAUCCAGAAGUAGACAUCGACGAGUACGGUCCAGGUCACGAUCACGCUCAAGAUCACGGUCACCACCCAGAAGACGACGCAGAUCACUUUCAAGGUCAAGAUCAAGAUCUGAGUCACCUCCUUACCAACGGACUUCAAAAUCUCGAUCUCGAUCACGAUCCCGAUCUCGAUCCAAGUCUCCCAAACCAAAGAAGAGGAAGUCUCGUAGCAGGACUCCACCUGGUUAUUAUCAACAGCCAUUUUAUACAACAAUAGCAGAUGUCAGUAAAAUUGACCAAAGCAAUAAAGGUCAUCAGUUGCUCACCAAAAUGGGUUGGGGUGGUCAAGGGUUGGGAGCCAGUGAGCAAGGUAUAGUGGAUCCUAUCAAAGGGGGCGAUGUAAGAGCAAGGGGUGACCAGUACAAAGGUGUAGGCAUCGAUAUCAAUGAUCCGUUUGAAAGCUUCAGACGAAGUAAAAGUUACUCAUUUAUUGCCAGAAUGAAAGCGAGAGAUGAAGCCAGAGAGGUCAAGAAAGGUGAAUAAAGGACCACAGAAUCCAUAUGUACAAUUACCUCAUUCAAGUUCAUUAUUCUGCUAUAAAAAUCAUUUUGUUUUGUGGAUGAGUUUGUCUUUAAAAACCAUUUCCUGAAUUGCUCAAUUCCUUGAUGUUCUACCAAGCUUCAGUGGCAGUCAACUAUGCUUUCAAGAAAAUAUUGUACAUUUUGAGCCCUGAACCUGCUUCAUUUAAUGUACCUUAAGGAGAAAUCAAACUGUGAGGGCAGUAUUCUGUUUAUACCAACCCUUCUGUCAUGUUUUGUUGCAUAAACCAGUGUCAACUAAUAUGUGAUCCAUGUCAGGAAACCAAUGAAAUCUUGUGAAAUGCAUACUUUGCAUUGUGUCCAAAUUUAGGUUUCACUUGCAAUGGUUUUUAUAGAGAGCUAGCUAAGGCACUCAAGUCUGAGAUAACAAUUGAUUAUCUACAAAAGAUGUAAUCUUCUGAGUUAUCUAUCUACUAAUCAAUACAUUAGAAAUGUUGAUAUCUGGUCAAUCCAACAGACUUUUACUGAAACAUCGUGUAUAUUUAAUAACUGGACAAAUUAUUAUACCAUGUCAGGUGAUGACUUAAUGUGGUACACAGCUUUUCUUACUUGAACACUCCUCUGUAUUCAUCGGUAUUUUAUGAUAAAGAGUAGUAUUUCAUAUAUAA
Messenger RNA from Saccoglossus kowalevskii, 1713 nucleotides. Its product is annotated as calcium homeostasis endoplasmic reticulum protein-like. Lineage: Eukaryota; Metazoa; Hemichordata; Enteropneusta; Harrimaniidae. Gene Ontology annotation, cellular component: perinuclear region of cytoplasm. Gene Ontology annotation, biological process: intracellular calcium ion homeostasis; RNA processing. The record is from RefSeq and is a predicted model, not a curated record. Gene Ontology annotation, molecular function: RNA binding.